AUGGAAAACCAGAGAAUAAUAAUUAGAAGAGUUCCAAGGCCAACUGUUCCACCAAUCCAAGAAACAGUGCAAAUAGCCACAAACCCACGUGUAACAUACAUAUUGGAAUACGAAAGUCUUCAGAAAGUUUGUCAAAGUAAAUACUAUUCAGAUGGCGAUGUUUCAAAUUUCUUUAUUACUGGAAUAAUUAAACAAGCUGGUGGUAGUAACGAAGAUUGUACCAGUCAAAAUAUUUUUGAAAGGUUAACGAAAUGGGUAAGUAAUAAGAAAAGUAACACAAGAACAAAAGUAGCUGACAGUUUAGCCAUUUAUUCAAAAGGUGAAAAAAACCACAAUCUUAAAGUUUAUAUUUCCGAUAACCAAGUAUUUUUUGGUAAUGAAAUUGUGUUUUUCCCCUGCUUUACUUUCUCUGAAAAAUUCCGAACCGACACUAUGCACAAAGUUGUAAAGGGUCGAAAACUCUUAUUUUUUUUGAGUUUUGCGAAAUUUUUAAGAAAAUAA
Messenger RNA from Dictyostelium discoideum AX4, 501 nucleotides. RefSeq lists its product as hypothetical. The transcript is spliced from 3 exons. Bases 1 to 501 code for a protein of 166 amino acids. The record is from RefSeq and is a predicted model, not a curated record. NCBI's taxonomy places the organism in Eukaryota, Evosea, Eumycetozoa, Dictyosteliales, Dictyosteliaceae.